This is a messenger RNA of Suillus clintonianus, 595 nucleotides long. RefSeq lists its product as uncharacterized. Lineage: Eukaryota; Fungi; Basidiomycota; Agaricomycetes; Boletales; Suillaceae. Gene Ontology annotation, cellular component: mitochondrial inner membrane peptidase complex. The coding region runs from base 63 to 380 and encodes 105 amino acids. The record is from RefSeq and is a predicted model, not a curated record. The transcript is spliced from 4 exons.
AGUCUUGACCAUGAGAGAGUCCCCACUCUAUCUGACGUCCUCCAGAUCUUCUCUCACAGUUCAUGCACAUGGCCUUCCAUGAACAAUCUGACGAGGUGACUGAGAGAAAGAAAUGUCGUCUAUUGGAAAUAGUGCAAUAUACAUGUGAACCAGAAGAGCUUCCAAGUGGAGAAGUUCGUCCUCGGUGCUUCCCUAUCCCUCGCAUCUUUAGGAUAUGUCCUGACCGUCCAGCCGUGGAAAUCACGAAACUCAUCAAGAUCGAUCUCAAGACAGGACAGAUUGAAAUACCGGACGAGUCUAGCGCCCUUCUUCCAAAGGGAAAACACUGGAGAGACAUACGUCGAUACGACCGUGAAACCGAAGUCGGAUCAAGUGAUUGAACUAUUUCAAACCUUCAAGACCACGCGAGACCUACUCCACAGAUUUUGAUACAAGGUUCUACCCCCAAGACUCAACAUAUUGCGAUUCACUUCAGGAACAUGUCGCUGAGUACUUGGUCCUUCGGGACUUUAGCUCUCCGAAUGAGUUGACUUUUUGCAUUCAGUAUCAUAUGAAUUUAGCUGUGGCUAUAAUUGAUUGACUGCCAGCAUCCUUG